This is a messenger RNA of Capsella rubella, 1360 nucleotides long. Its product is annotated as transcription factor BOA. Gene Ontology annotation, biological process: regulation of DNA-templated transcription. The coding region runs from base 269 to 1141 and encodes 290 amino acids. Gene Ontology annotation, cellular component: nucleus. Gene Ontology annotation, molecular function: DNA-binding transcription factor activity; DNA binding. The transcript has a single exon. The record is from RefSeq and is a predicted model, not a curated record. Lineage: Eukaryota; Viridiplantae; Streptophyta; Magnoliopsida; Brassicales; Brassicaceae.
AGACGGUGAUGAUGAGAAGAUCAAAAUAUCUAGCUAACUUGUUACUCGUCCACGUAGGCAGUGACUCGGAGUCGAUAUUGCACUUUUUUCUUCACCUUUUCCAAAAAAGGGAAAAAUCGAAUUGGAAAAAACUAGGCUCUGCGAAUUUUCCGGUCUUCUUUCCGAUCUCUGAUCCGAAGUUUCACAUGUCGUUGUAGUUGAGCUUCAAUAGGAUCGUGUUGAUUUGAAACCCGUGAAGAAAUUUCUGAAAACGAAGAGAGUGUGGAAAAUGGGGAAGGAAGUUAGGAUGAGCGAUUACGGUGACGACGCCGGCGGCGAAGAACAGGAUAGGGUUCCGGAAUGGGAGAUUGGAUUACCCGACGGUGAUGAUUUGACUCCGUUGUCUCAAUCUCUAGUCCCUUCGAUUUUGGCGUUAGCUUUUAGCAUAAUCCCAGAACGGAGCCGUACGGUUCACGACGUCAAUCGCGCGUCGCAGAUCACGAUCUCUUCGUUGCGAAGCAGCAGUGCCAAUGGUUAUUCGGCGGAGGAGGUCGUGGAUCGAGUUGGAUCGAGUAGCCCUGGAUCAGAUCCGAAGAAACAGAAGAAAUCAGAUGGAGGUGAGGCUGCGGUUGAUUCCAUGGCGGAGGAGGAAGGUGAUUCCGGAACUGAAGAUCAUGCGUCUGGGAAGACAUUGAAACGACCGCGUUUAGUGUGGACGCCGCAGCUUCACAAGAGAUUCGUUGACGUUGUGGCUCACUUAGGGAUCAAAUCCGCAGUGCCCAAGACAAUUAUGCAGCUGAUGAACGUUGAAGGACUUAGUCGUGAGAACGUCGCGUCUCAUUUGCAGAAGUAUAGGCUUUACCUUAAACGGGUUCAAGGAUUGACAACGGAAGAAGGACCGUAUUCGUCGGAUCAGCUCUUCUCUUCAACGCCGGUGCCUCCACAGAGCUUUCAAGACGGCGGAGGAAGUAAUGGGAAAUUGGGGGUUACUUCGAUGAUUCAGAUGCCAGUCUAUGGGAAUCACAUGGGUAUGCAAGGACAAUAUCAUCAGCUUCGUAACCAUGGAAAUGAAUCAAACCAAUAUAUGAUGAUGCAGCAGAAUAGGUUUGGAACCAUGGUGAACUCUCCUUCUGUUGGUGGUGGUAACGUGAAUGACAAGUAAAUGGAUCCUAAAGGUCUGUAAUUUACUCUACAGACAAGGACAGAUAGGUGAGCUUUGUGUUCGUCCUGUUUAUCUUAAGUAUACUUUAGAACUUUUACACUAUUUGAGGAUUGUUUAUAACCUCUGUUCAUAAUAAGCUGUUGGCUAUUGUGCCCUUUGUUGCUUAAGGUAAUUUAAUAUCCUAAUUACAAACCAGAUUUGAUGUUUAACACACACUCA